Molecule: messenger RNA, 301 nt
Organism: Periconia digitata
Lineage: Eukaryota; Fungi; Ascomycota; Dothideomycetes; Pleosporales; Periconiaceae
Source: the annotation of a GenBank genome assembly
UCGUUUUCAGGCACCCCUAUCCAUGACACAUCGAAGUGCGCACAGCCGUGCCGAUGGGGUUCAACGUUCAUCCUGCAUGCUCGUAGCAGAUUGGAAAGCAAAUGGCUUCAAGCAGCCUGUACCAGCCGUCUUUUCAUCGACAUUUCCCCUGGGUGUACCACGAACAACACGCUAUUAAGGUGGCAAGAUCCUUUGAAUCCUGAACGAAAUUUGCGUGUAUCGAAAAGUAGAACCAUGCACGCAGUCAUUCCACCCUCUAUUGACUGGAUUUUGUUGGCUCAUUCGCCACAGAUGGUUGUUU